AGUAAAUGUCCCAGUUUUUUGCCAUGUGACCUGUAUUAUCCAAUCACAGAGUAAGAAUCAUGAAGUUAGAUAAUAAUUGUGGUUAAUUGUGGUCCAUAUCUGUACUUUUAUAUUCUUACCUUAUUUCUUAUCAGAGUUGCAUGAGUUUCAUUUUUCUUUAUAUUGGAUAAAGAAUUUUUUCCAUUCCAUUAUAAUUAUUUCGAUUUCUCAUGAAAUCACGAUUUGUAAAACUCAACAUGUAUAUUAUAGAUCUGUUAAAUGGCAAAGAAUGACAUGUUAAAUGAUUUCUAAAGUGAGAAUACAUGUACUUACAUAUAAUGCUUGUUGAGUCUGGUUGAGUGACAUAAGCAAAUAAUAACUGGGGAUACUGUCCAUAUGCAAACAAUUGAAGAUGGAUAAAUUAUGAUUUUGUUAGUGUGAAAUACUGAUUUUCGGCUCUGAGAAAUGAACAGCAACUCAAAUUUCACAAACCAUUAUGGGGGAGUGGGUUAAACCAUGAUGAGAUUGGCCAGCUUUAAAACACAACUGUCUGGAUGUGAACACACCCCCAAAUCCUUCAAUAUUUGCAAUGUACAUGUUAUAUGAAGCAUUUGAGAAAAACUAGUUCUAUCCUGAAUUAAACUCAAGAAUCUGCUCUGAUUUGACAAGUUGAACAUUGUAGCUAAAUUUCUAGAUAAAUGAAAGAGUUCUUUGUUGGAGUCAAUAUAAUAGAACAAGAUAUCUGCAUGAUAUCUUAUCCUUAUACAAAGGUCCCUAAAACAAAAAUUCAUUAUCAUUAAUGACAAAUCACGAUGGGUGCCUAUUUUGCCUGCCCUGAUAGAGACAUAUACAAGGAUGAAGCAAAAGCGAUACUGAAGAUGGGGUUACCUAUGUGUCUAGCCUCACUGUUCCAAUAUGCUCUUCAACCAAUGAGUAUUGCGUUCUGUGGCCACUUGGGAAAACUUGAACUUGCAGCUGUGGCUUUAUCUAUAUCGUUGAUCUACAUAUUUGGAUUUGCAAUAGGAGGUGGAAUAUCUCAAGCAGGAGAUACAUUCUUCUCACAAGCCUUUGGGAGUGAAAACAAAAAACAAGUUGGCAUCUACCUGCAGAGAAAUUUGCUGAUCACCGGACUGACAUGUUUACCAUGCUGGGCAUUGUUCCUUAAUGCAGAGACAGUCCUGGUAGCAAUUGGCCAAGACCCUGCGGUAGCAAGGAUAAGUGGCAGGUACAUGCUGAUCUAUAUACCAGGUCUUUUGGGCAACUAUAUUUUCUUUGUGAUACGUGGCUAUGUGAUAAUGCAGAGAGUUGUAUAUCCAGUAGUAUUCAUGAAUUUUUUGUGCUGUGCUGUUCUUGCUUUACUAAGCUACAUCUUCAUCUUUGUGUGUGAAUGGGGUAUAGAAGGUUCAUCUCUGGCACUGAUGUUGACAAUGAUAUUCCGUCCAUUGCUAUAUCUCCUCUAUAUCAAGAUCUCUGGUCUCCAUGAGGUCACAUGGGGUGGUUGGUCCCUUGAGGCUCUGCAGCAAUGGGGAGCUUUUAUGAAAGUUGCCUUGCCAACCAUGUUGCUUGUCCUAUUAUGGUGGGCUAGCUCAGAAAUAGGCACCAUAUUGGCAGGUACCCUCAGCCCCUUAUAUCUGGACAGUUGGUCCAUAUGUUUUCAAAUUGAGGGUUUUGCAUUCAUGGGCUUCAUGGGUUACCAAAUAACUGCUUCAGCCAGAUGUGGUGCAUUUUUGGGUGCAAAUGACCCUUUGAGGGCGAGGAUUACAUGCAUCACUUGUUCACUGAUUAGUGGAAUAUCUGGAAUUGUAUUGGCUGCACUGAUCCUAGGACUGAGGGGACAGCUACCAUACAUCUUUACAAAUGACAGUGAUGUAUUGGAGUUAGCAAAAUCCCAGCUUCCAAUCCUUUCAUUGUUUGUACUUUUGGAGAGCAUCACAGCAACAGGACAUGGCAUUAUCAAGGGAAUGGGAGAACAGAAAUUUGGCUCUGUAGUAGUGUUUAUCAGCUUCUACAUUGUGGCACUGCCUAUUGGCAUUCCUUUGAUGUUUCUCACUGAGCUGAAGACCUCAGGGUUCUGGUGGGCAUUGAUAGGUGGCCAGGUGAUCCAAUCACUAUGCUUCAUAAUACGUGCCUUAUGUGCUAACUGGACUAAAGUGGCCAAAAAAGCUAAGAUAACAGCAGGGAUUGAGGAUAAUGAUGAAUUGAACAAGAAACAGCCUGAGCUGCCAGAAGAAAAACAAAGUCUAUUACAUCAUGAGGAAUUGGGAAACAGAUACAACAAAGACCAGACAGGAGAAAGUGUUAAGAUAUCUAAUGGAUAUGGCACUUACCACAAACAAACAAAUGAAAGUGCUACUGAACAAAUCGUAUACUCUCAACAGAAGGACUACCCAACACAAUACAAUGGACCCAUUACAGAAACAAACAUUGACCAAAAUGCACAACCAAAUGGAUAUCAUAAGUCACAAAACGGAUAUCGCAAGCAACCAAAUGGAUAUUUGAAAAAGGGUGGCUCUCAUAUUCUGUCUGGUCGACCUGCAACUAGAUACUCAUUUUCUGAAAAUGAUACAGAUAUUGAAGACCGUGUGACGGCCAUUGAGCGUCAAAUGUCAAGUAGCCAAAAAGUUGACCGUCAUGCAAGUGUUGAUCCAAGUCCUGACAUUAAGUUAAUCAAUUACAAAAGACUAAAUGUGAAACAGUUGAUCCUAAGGCGUGGCUUUGUUUUGCUGAUUAAUGUGGCCAUUUUAGUGGCAGGAAUCUUUGUCAGAUUAAACGUAUCAAUUAACCACGUCCCUUCUCAAGAAGACUCAAAUGUCACACAGUUGUGUUACCCUAAUGGUACAGUGUUUAAUGGAACUGAAGGGGUUAACGUAACGAUGAUUCCAUGUUUUUUCACAACAGGGUUAACUCCUACAUUUCCCAGUGUUCUCCCAACUUUAGAUAUUAAUGAUACUACUGCUUCUUAUAUUUGAAGGGGUUAAUAAUAUGUUUGAAUGAUUUUAAAGAAUCAAUCCAUACUCGUCUAUAUGAUCUCAGAACUUUAAUUGUAAAGAUUUUAUAUUAUGUUCGAUGAUUGAUGUUUAUGACAAUUUGGCUAGUUAGAUUUGAAGGAGUUGAAUCUAACUACAGUGUGUCCAAAAAACAGGACCGAAGGAAAUUUGAAUAAUUCGGUCAAUCUUGCAUAUUAUAUAAACGUACAUGUAUAUUGGUUUUCCAUAUUACUGGUUGUGUUCUUGGCCGCUUUGUCAUGUUUUGCUGUAUUUGGUUUUAAUGCUUUGGUCUUUCCCUUUUCGCUCAAGCAUAUACAUGUAUUUUAAACAUCCUCCUUGACUGAGAAUAGCAAGCUGUGAAAUGUCAAACGUAGACACCAAUUUUAUAUGUGA
Owenia fusiformis is the source of this 3359-nucleotide messenger RNA. The record is from the annotation of a GenBank genome assembly. NCBI's taxonomy places the organism in Eukaryota, Metazoa, Annelida, Polychaeta, Sabellida, Oweniidae.